UACAUGCAGUUGGAAGAGUUUCAAUUCAUAAACCAUUAUAUUCAUGUUUGUCUUAUAAGGGAAAACCAGAAAAUGAUAAAUAUUAUGCUUUAGUUGGAAAAGGAGGUAACUAAUUUUAUAUAGAGGUUAAGUUGUUUUUGAUACUGGAGGUUUAAGCAUUAAGACAAUAUCUAGUAUGAUGAUAAAGAAGGAGCUUGUACUGUUUUAGAAACAUUCAAAGCUAUUGUAGAAUUAGCAUUACCUAUUAAUGUUGUUUGUUCAAAAGCUUGGGUUGAAAAUUCAGUUGAACCAGAUUCAUACACAGUCUCAGAUGUCAUUUAAUCUUAUAAAGGAACUAAUGUUGAAACAUUAAAUACUGAUGCUGAAGGUAGAUUAAUAUUAGCUGAUGCAAUGUCUUAUGCAUAACAUAAGUUCCUCAUUUAAGAAAUGAUUAAAUUAUCAACAUUUGCUGGUAUUAUUAAAAAUGCUCUUGGUAGUUAUUGUAGAGUCUUUACUAAGAGAAAAGGAUGUUAUUCAUUAUUAUAAAAAGUAUAAAAAAUUAAUAAAGAACCUUUUUGGUAAUUACCUGUCGAUGAUUAACAUAGAUUUUUGAUUAAAGGAAGUGUUGCUGAUAUCAAUACUUCAAGCUCUGUUAGAGUUGGAGCUUCUGCUGCAGCUACAUUUUUAGAAUAUUUUGUUGAAAAAAAGGUUAGAUGGAUCCAUUGGGAUAUUGCAAAUGUAGCUGUAUCUGAUAAAAAUGAAGGAAUUUAUAAUAAAGGUGAAACUGGUUUUGGAGUAAUGUCCUUGAUAUAUUACAUGACUUGGGAUAUUGUCAGUAAAGAACGUAAUGAAUAGAAAUAAGAAAAUGAUGAAGAUGACAAUUGA
Messenger RNA from Paramecium sonneborni, 864 nucleotides. The record is from the annotation of a GenBank genome assembly. NCBI's taxonomy places the organism in Eukaryota, Ciliophora, Oligohymenophorea, Peniculida, Parameciidae.